CUUUAGGAAAAGAUUACUUCUAUUUCCAAGAGAUGCUGCAGUAUAAGUGUGUAGUAGCGGAAAGUGUAUAUUUUCAUGUAGCAAAAUUAACCCCCAAGGCGAAUUAAAACCCCUCUUCCCAGAGGACAAAUUUACCCCGGAUACCCUACUUACUCUAGAGGUAAAUUUGAUUAGUAGCGAAAUGUAUAAAUUUCCUCUCUCCUCUCCUUUUCUCUCCUGCAAAAUUUACCCCUAAGUUGUUUAGUUAACCCCCUUCCAAAGAGAUGAAUGGAGUCCCAGCUUAGUUUUUCAAUAAAAAGCUUGAUGUAUGUGCUCUUGCUGUAAUUUAUAAUUUUGUCGCACUGUUGAUGUUUCCACAAUUUUAUCUUUGUUCUUGAAUUCUUAAUUAGCAUCUAUGAAUAAUCGUAUAAAUUUAAUUUAAAAUAGCCAUCACUAGAUGGUGUAGUUUGCUAUUUUCAAAUUUUUAUUUGUGUUUCUAUUUUAUUGAUACCUUUCACUCACCCCUGCAUUUGUGACACAGAAUCUAUUUAUUAUUUCGAAAAAUUAUUUCCAAUUAAUGCAAACAUGUAUACUGCUUGCACUGCAGGAGCACUUUUGCUUUGAGGUAAUCUAAUGGAAAGGUGGCUAUUUGAUUUAAACUCUACCAAGAACUAUUAGUCACUGAUAAUAACGAAAUACAGUAAUACGUAUAUCUUUGCAGAUGAGCCGCUGCCUCCUGAAAACGGCUCUAAAAUGAUGAAUUUAUAAAAUUCAUCGUAAUAGCCUAUCGUACAAAUCGUAACACGCACCACCUAUCACGGCAAAACGUUGCAGGAGAAAAUUAAUGAAAAUUAUAGCCAUUUUUGUUAUGUUUUGCUUUCAUUAAAAACGGUAAGAAGUGUCUCAAAAUCCUUCUUAUUAUCAAUGUCAAACCGUUUAGUGCGAUCAGAGUUAUGCGUGUGUAAGCCGAUUUCAUUAGUUCGGCAACUGCUUUCUUUUAGUUUUAUAUGGCUCGGCCUGAAUGUGAGGAUAUACGGACUAAAUCCCAAUUUUUCUACUUUUAAUUGGGAAAUUAGGUGUCGUUGCUCUAUUAUACCCAGCUUCGGUUCGUCGCGGCUCCCACUCUCCGGUACAAUAUUGAGCAUAUUUUCUCAUAAUUUGUUUGAUUGAUUUUUCGCUGGUUGGAAAAACUAAAUUUAACUUGACUUAGCGAAAUACUUGCAGUACUUCUAGAUAAAAUAUCAUCUUUAAAUCAUUGAAGUGUAAAAUUGCGGCAUCAGGCCUAUUCUGUUUGGAGGUAAUUAUUCUGGCCAGUCCCUGGUUUCGAUUAUUUAUUAUUUGACAAAAUUUUUCUUGACUCGAAAAUUUCAUUCAAAUGCAUUUUGUACUUGACUGAUUCCUUAUCUGUUGCCAUUCUGAUUUCUUGCUCGUAAAUGAAUUUCUAAUUUAUGUUUACUUUUCCAUAUUAUGUUACAAUAUGGUGUUCAUAAAGUCUUAAAAAUGUUUUCAAAUUGCAAAAGGAAUUUAUCGAUACCAUUUAUAGUUUGUUGGCCAUACAGGUGCAUAAAUGAAGUAAAAAAACUUUAUAAAACACUGAUUAAAAUAAAACAAACCCGGUUAAGAUAUACUGAGAACUGAAUUCAUAACAAAAUUGAAAAUGGUAACAAGACCUUUAUGAACACCCCGUAUUUGUGGGUUAAAUUAGGGCUACUCAACUAUUUUUACUGAAGAUUCGCAGACAAAACUUUUUGGUGUCCAAUCUUUCCAGAAUUUAUAGUUUAAGAGCCUUUAACGCGCACUUUCUCGGCUAGCUUUGGAUCCAGGACGCGAUCUACAAGUUGAGUAGCCCGGGUAAGGUUAGGUUGGGGGUUAUUAUGUAGGUUGGUGUUUUUUAUAAGUUCCUAUGAGAGUGGUGCAUUAUUUUUUAAGUGUCUGUAAUUUGAAUGUUCAGGAAUUUAGUUUGAAACUAAGUGCUGAUAUAGAAACAUCAAUAAUUUAUGGAAUAUAUUCAAUAUUACACAACUAUUCGAACAUUGUUAUCUAAUAUUAAAUGUGAGACCAGUGAGAAGAAAGCGAUAUAAAUUAUGCGAUGUUUUGAAUUGCCUGUUUCAGUGGUUUCUUCUCUUAUCCGCCCGCAUUUUGAACAUAUAAUGAUGCAAAACUGUUAAAACUAAAAGUACCGGGAGAAAAUUUCGACUGGCUUUAUAUGGCUGAAUUUGUUUGCGUAGCCUAACCCUAACCUGGUAGGCUGGUACACAUACUACGUUCCGGUGUCUGCCAUCUUGGUUCACAUACCUCGGGAGUACCCAUUUAUGUGCAUGAUAAAAAGCUCAUGUAUCACACUGAUGUGCAUUAAGAAACUUUUCCUUCCAGUGAUCGAACACUAACAAAGUCGAAUUUUCGUUCCAAUACGCUGUGAUUUGUGCAACAGAAAUUUAAUUAAUGUAAAAAAGUUUGGGAUCCUUUGGUCAAUGCAGACACACCUGGGCAAUGUCAUUUAUGUGUUCUUUGGGACAUUUAUAACGUGCUGUCAAUAUAGUUUUUUUUUUUACACAUGUUCAAGUAUCCAUUUAUCUAUGUUUAUUUGUGGCCCCACAGUGAAAAUAAUGUCAUGUAGAUCUUCAUCCAGGGACGGGGAUGGCCUUUCAUCGAAUCAAACUCAGACUUCUAAUUUAAUUUCUGUAUUUUUGCGAACUUUCACAAAUAAAUUUACUGUGCUAUAUUGUAUUUAUAUCUGGUUUAACAUUGCUGUUUGUAGGAGAGGCUCCUUUUAACAGGGGUUGUAAGCAGGAAUUUUCAGAGGGGAAGGCUCCUGAAAUUUCCAAUUGUCAAGCUUGCGGGUCUGACCAGAGGCAGAGAAACGUGGGUUACCACCCUCAACUUUCUGUCUACGGCCUUUCCACCUAGCUUUUCUUUGACAGUGUGGUGUUUUAUUUUUUCCGUGUCAACUUAUGUUAUAAAUCCAUUAACAGGUGCCUCGCCUACUUUCAGUCACAAAUUUCUAUAUUAUUCACACAUCACAUUCACAAGACAGCUUAUUCAAUUUUUCGCUUGUUUUUUGUAGCUUAGAAUAAAACCUAGCUUAAAAUACGCCGAUACAAUAAUCAUUUCAUUGCAACAACCUUCAACCUUUGAACCAGGAUGUUUCAAGACGAUGACCUUGAACUGAGAGAUGGGGAAGAUGAAGAGGAUAUCUCGCCUGAAUUAUGGCAGGAAGCUUGCUGGAUUGUUAUCAGCUCUUACUUUGAUGAAAAAGGUCUUGUCCGUCAACAGCUGGACUCGUUCGAUGAAUUCAUUCAAAUGUCCGUGCAGAGAAUCGUGGAGGAUGCUCCCAUGAUUGAACUCCAAGCCGAAGCGCAACACACCACCACAGAGCUUGUAACUCCAACAAAAUACCAUCUCAAAUUCGAGCAAAUUUAUUUGUCGAAGCCCACUCAUUGGGAAAAAGAUGGCGCUCCAAGUCCUAUGAUGCCUAAUGAAGCACGGCUGCGAAAUUUAACCUAUUCUGCACCUCUUUAUGUCGAUAUUACAAAGACAGUCAUAAAACAUAAUGAAGAACCAAUAGAGACACAGCAUCAAAAAACUUUUAUCGGAAAAAUCCCGAUUAUGUUACGAUCAACUUAUUGUUUACUGAGUAACUUGACUGAUCGUGAUUUGACUGAGUUAAAUGAAUGCCCCCUUGACCCCGGAGGUUAUUUUAUAAUUAACGGGUCAGAAAAAGUAUUAAUUGCUCAGGAAAAAAUGGCCGCCAACACUGUAUACGUCUUCAAAAAGAAAGAUUCAAAAUAUGCUUUCACUGCCGAAAUUCGAAGUUGUUUGGAACACAGUUCCAGACCCACCAGUACUAUGUGGGUUAAUAUGCUUGCUCGUGGUGGCCAAGGGGUUAAGAAAAGUGCAAUUGGACAAAGGAUUACUGCUAUAGUGCCGUACAUUCGUCAAGAGAUUCCGAUUAUUAUUGUUUUUCGUGCCCUCGGAUUUGUGUCCGAUCGUGAUAUCCUUGAACAUAUUAUUUACGAUUUUGACGAUCCAGAGAUUAUGGAAAUGGUGAAACCGUCUUUAGAUGAAGCUUUCGUCAUUCAAGAGCAAAACGUUGCGUUGAAUUUCAUUGGAUCUCGGGGUGCUAAGCCAGGAGUUACAAAAGAAAAGAGAAUCAAAUAUGCACGUGAGAUUCUUCAGAAAGAGAUGUUGCCUCACGUCGGAAUUAGUGAUUUUUGCGAGACGAAAAAAGCCUAUUUUCUUGGUUAUAUUGUGAAUCGACUACUAGUGGCAGCCCUUGGACGAAGAGAACUUGAUGAUCGUGAUCACUAUGGCAACAAACGUCUUGAUCUUGCCGGUCCUCUGCUUGCGUUUUUAUUCCGCGGACUUUUCAAAAUGUUAAUGAAAGAAGUACGACUAUACGCACAAAAGUUCAUCGACAGAGGAAAAGACUUUAACUUGGAACUUGCAAUAAAAACAAGAAUAAUCACUGACGGACUGAAAUACUCUCUUGCGACCGGAAAUUGGGGUGACCAGAAAAAAGCGCAUCAAGCUCGCGCUGGUGUGUCCCAAGUACUUAAUAGGUUGACUUACGCUUCUACGCUCUCUCAUCUCAGAAGACUGAAUUCCCCUAUUGGACGAGAUGGCAAGCUUGCAAAACCUAGACAAUUACAUAACACAUUAUGGGGUAUGAUAUGCCCUGCUGAAACCCCAGAAGGGCAUGCUGUAGGCUUGGUGAAAAAUUUGGCACUCAUGGCGUAUAUUUCCGUCGGCUCACAACCCAGCCCAAUUUUGGAGUUUCUGGAAGAAUGGUCUAUGGAAAAUUUAGAAGAAAUUUCACCCUCUGCAAUCGCUGAUGCGACAAAAAUUUUUGUGAAUGGCUGUUGGGUUGGAAUUCAUCGAGACCCUGACCAAUUGAUGAACACAUUACGAAAACUACGUCGACAAAUGGAUAUAAUCGUUUCCGAGGUUUCAAUGGUACGAGACAUCCGUGAACGUGAAAUCCGAAUUUAUACUGACGCUGGUAGAAUUUGUCGUCCGUUGUUGAUCGUUGAAAACCAAAAAUUAUUGCUCAAAAAACGUCACAUUGAUCUGCUUAAAGAGAGCGAGUACAACAAUUACAGUUGGCAGGAUUUAGUCGCGAGUGGGGUGGUCGAAUACAUUGACACUCUAGAAGAGGAGACAAUCAUGCUUGCCAUGUUUCCCGAGGACUUGCAAGACAAAGGAGAACAGUAUUGUUCGACUUAUACACAUUGUGAAAUCCAUCCCGCUAUGAUACUUGGCGUAUGCGCUUCCAUUAUCCCGUUUCCUGAUCAUAACCAAUCCCCACGUAACACGUACCAAAGUGCUAUGGGAAAACAAGCCAUGGGGGUGUACAUCACAAAUUUUCAUGUACGUAUGGACACACUAGCUCAUGUGUUGUAUUACCCGCAAAAACCACUCGUAACGACUCGUUCCAUGGAGUAUUUGCGUUUCCGAGAACUUCCUGCAGGGAUAAACGCAAUCGUCGCGAUUUCUACAUACACUGGAUAUAACCAAGAAGAUUCUAUUAUUGUGAAUAAAAGUUCCAUAGAUCGCGGACUUUUCCGAUCCGUUUUUUAUCGUUCGUACAAAGACGCUGAAAGCAAGAAGGCUUACGACCAAGAAGAAACAUUCGAACGCCCUGAAAGAUCUUCAUGCAGUGGAAUGCGACAUGCGAUUUACGAUAAACUUGAUGACGAUGGUUUAAUCUCUCCUGGCGUUCGUGUUUCAGGUGAUGAUGUUGUUAUAGGGAAAACAGUUACACUUCCGGAGAAUGACGAUGAAUUAGAAGGCACGACUCGGCGUUAUACAAAACGUGACGCGUCAACUUUUCUUCGAACAAGCGAAACUGGAAUUGUGGACCAAGUAAUGGUUAGUAUAAACCAAGAUGGAUAUAAAUUCACGAAAAUCCGAGUACGUUCAGUCCGAGUCCCUCAAAUUGGAGACAAAUUCGCUAGUCGUCAUGGACAAAAGGGUACGUGUGGUAUUACGUACCGUUCCGAGGACAUGCCAUUCACUUGUGAAGGAAUUCAGCCUGAUUUAAUAGUCAACCCCCAUGCUAUCCCAUCUCGUAUGACAAUUGGCCAUUUAAUCGAAUGCCUUCAGGGAAAAGUGUCGGCAAAUAAAGGUGAAAUCGGUGACGCAACACCUUUUAACGACACGGUAAAUGUCCAAAAAAUUUCGAAUCUUUUGCAUGAUUAUGGAUACCAACAAAGAGGCAAUGAAGUGUUAUACAAUGGCCAUACAGGGCAUAAAAUCAACACCCAAGUAUUUUUUGGGCCGACAUACUAUCAACGUUUAAAACACAUGGUAGAUGACAAAAUCCAUUCAAGAGCUCGUGGACCAGUUCAAAUUUUAAACAGACAGCCCAUGGAAGGACGAUCAAGAGAUGGCGGACUCCGAUUCGGAGAGAUGGAACGCGAUUGUCAAAUCGCUCACGGUGCUGCUCAAUUUUUACGAGAGCGGUUAUUUGAAGCUUCUGAUCCAUACCGUGUCCAUGUUUGCAAUCUUUGUGGCCUAAUCGCGAUUGCGAAUCUACGAUCUCACACUUUUGAAUGCAGAGGGUGUAAAAAUAAAACCCAUAUCUCGCAAGUUAGAAUGCCGUACGCUUGCAAAUUACUCUUCCAAGAACUGAUGUCAAUGUCAAUCGCACCUCGUAUGAUGGUCACAUGAGGUUGUCCUUUAAAGAAAUAAUUUCUUGUUAAAAAAGGUUGGACUUUGUUCAUUUAGUACCUGUGGAAUUACGGUAACACUAACAUCAAUGGUAUUUUAAAGAACGGCGUAUUUAGAAGAAGAAAAAAAGCUUUUUAAAGCCAAGCAUGCAUUUGAUGCAUGCAUGAAUUUUCUGUGAAGAGUUGUAGACUUUUUUCAAUCUUUUCGUGUUAUUGAUUGGCUGCCAGUGCCGACACCCUGUACAGCAGUCAUAUAAAGUUUCCAUCUAGAGUGGUAUACUUUGUCAAGAAAAGUGGACAAUUAGUGUUUGUGUGUGAUUUGCUUUUCAUAAGUUUGUGAAGAUUUUUAAAUUUUUUUCACAAUUUAUCCCCCUAUUUCAUCAUGUCAAAGUGAUGACCUGCCUGAAAGUCGCAUGAGAUUCUUUCAUUUUGAGAGAAAUUGCCUUGUGAAGUUUAAGUGAACGUUGUGUAGUGCUUGAGUGGUAGAUUUACGAUUCCCUAUGGAUUUCUUUCAGUUUUAUUCAUCCUUGACUUGUUCCAAGUUUCACAUAUAUGUCGUCGACUAGUUUGAUGGGGUUAGUUCCUGGUUAGGAAAAUUUGACUUUGUUUAGCUUUUGUGGGCAAUGUGCCUGCUCAAAAGUUUGUUUAUCUGAAAGCACUCUAAUUGAGGGACUAUAAAUUUUUAUUUUCUUGUUUUUCUCCAAGUGUCGCAAAACUGGCAAUUUUAAAUUUUGUAACUCGACUCAAAACUCUGAGAGAAUCAAAUAUAUGGAAGUCGCUUAAGUUUUCAAUCAUUACAUCAAAAAACUUUGGCUUCACAACCUGUAUUAGUCUCACAAAAAUAAAAUGUAAUAUCUCUUUCAUUGUUUCCAGUAAAUGUUUUAAGGAAUAAUCACUGCCAAUUUGUGCCUCUUUGAGCAAUUUAAUUCUGUCUUAUUUUAUGUAAUUUUUUCUAUGAAUAAGGUUUCAGACAAGCAGCAUUUGUGGGGUAUAUUACGUGUUUCAUCAGAAAUACGACCUAUCCUGAAUUUUAAGAAUUAUUUCAAUAUAAGCCCUCCCCUUAAAAUAAGAUCUAUUCGAUGUCAACGUGUUAUUUAUAAGUAAAUGGAUAUCGGUUAAUUCGGUUUUCAUAUUUUGUAUAUUUGAAAAUCUCAUAAUUCUCUACUUUUUGUUUUGUUUUUGAUAAAUGAAAAUAGAAGACAUCCCUCAAGGAUAAGCCCCAGUUAAAUUUUGAAAAAAAUUGGAAUAAGACACAGUCUUAUGUUCGGGGAAAACAAGGUGGUUCCUAAUGUCCCAUGGCCAAUUCCUUCGUCUAAAUGCACGAAAGUUGACACUCUGUAUGUACCUUCUGCAAGGAAUCUGACCCCCAGGUCAAAUCAUGGUGAAUGUGUUUACCUGUUUAUGAUCCUAUACCUGACGGGGGAACUAUGGCCUGCCUGAUGCUGGCACAACCAAACUAAAACCAAACUUUGAUGUUUUAGUAAAAAUAGCGCAAGGGAUCUGUUGAGAUUGUGGUUAAAUUUAGUUUUGGCACAAAGCUUAUUGGUUUACACUUUUUCUUUUGUAACACUGUAAAUAUUGCUCAUAAAAAAAAAACUUUUACGUCACCCGUAAGUCUAGGUUGGCACAAUUUUUGGCCCCUGUUCGAAAAACCUUGCAUGCCUCUGAUUUAAAUGCACCAAGGUUGAAACUCUGUAUGUACUCUCUGGAAUGAAUUUAAACUUCGAGGUAAAUCACAGUGAAUGUGUUUGCCGGAGUGUAAUCACUUUAAUUCUCUGGUUUUUAUUGAUUUGUAGCACCAUCGAGUGGACAUUAUGCCACCCUGUUCAUGGUCUUAUCCCAACCUUUUCUACAACCUCUUCUUGGCCCAGUUGAAGAUUCUGGUCUUACCCACAAUGCUCACUCAGGAUCUUUGUUCAUAACCAACGUCGUGGGUGGUUUUGGGGGUCAGAACCUCCCUUUUGAAAUGAAAAAAAAAGUAACAGCAUCUUUCUGUAUCAUACAUAGCCAUUUUUCAUACUUGAAACGCUUUUUAGACGCUCAAAACUCAU
Molecule: messenger RNA, 8698 nt
Organism: Styela clava
Lineage: Eukaryota; Metazoa; Chordata; Ascidiacea; Stolidobranchia; Styelidae
Product: DNA-directed RNA polymerase II subunit RPB2
Biological process (GO): DNA-templated transcription
Molecular function (GO): DNA-directed RNA polymerase activity; DNA binding; ribonucleoside binding
Source: RefSeq, a predicted model, not a curated record